This is a messenger RNA of Sphenostylis stenocarpa, 195 nucleotides long. The record is from the annotation of a GenBank genome assembly. Lineage: Eukaryota; Viridiplantae; Streptophyta; Magnoliopsida; Fabales; Fabaceae.
AUGCCUCAACUUGAUUUUGGUUGGGUGAGAUUGGAUUCUAGCACUAUAGCCACUGCCAUUGGCUCAUUAAGAUUCUCCUACGCAAAUGGAAAUGUGAAUCAGGAUUCCCCCAAUCCUAUUAUCAUAAUUGAUGAAAUGAAUAACCCAGGCCCCCACCCUUUCCCCAAACACCCUGUCCCCAAAAUUCACCUUUAG